AUGGCUACCAAAAGUUUUGCGCAGUGUCAUGCUAAAUAUAAUGGCGAACGUUGUUUUAAUAAGGUGGAGGAGUUUCUUACCAAAAUAACAGUUUUCAAGAAGGUGGAAAAAAUUUCCGACGAAGACGCCUUGGAAGGACUAUCCUUGGUACUCACAGAAAAGGCUGCUACUUGGUGGAUAGGUAUAAAACCGAGUGUAAAAAAAUGGAAUGCGGCGAUAGAAGCGAUCCGGUCGGCUUUCGCGCCACGAAAACGCCCGCAUGAUAUUUAUUUGGAAAUAUUUGCGAAAAAACAAACAAGUGAACCUAUUGAUGAAUUUGUUUGUGAAAAAAGAGCUUUGUUGGCGCAGUUACCUGCAAAGCGUCACAAAGAGGACGAACAAUUAGAUAUGAUCUAUGGGCUCUUGAAAAUACAUUACAAAAAGGACAUAGCCCGAGAAGACUUAAAAACAUUCGACGAACUUUUGCAACGUGGCCGUCACAUAGAAAAUCUUUUAAAAGAAGCUGCAGACGGUGGUAUUGAAGAAAGAAAAGCGUUAAGAUGUACAUUUUGUGGCAAGAGGGGACACGCAGUUGAAGUUUGUCGCAAAAGGCUUGCCGAAAUAAAAAAAGAAACUAUGGCAACCAACAACGUAACAUCUAAAGAUCUAAUUAAAUGUUACGGUUGUGGUGCACCUGGAGUAUAUAGAAGCAGGUGUGGGACGUGUAAAAAUAAAGAGUCGCCGCCGAAACCUGUUGCAUUUUAUACCAUGGAGACAACCAUGAAAAACCAAUCUAAAAUACCGACUAUAGAAAUAGUUGUCAACGGCGAAAAUGGAUACGCUCAUAUCGACACAGCUGCCAGAACUAGCAUUGCAGGUACACAGCUAUACAAAUCGCUGGUACGAAAAGGAACACAAUUUGCGGAAUGCACAGCAGAAAUAAUCUUGGCUGAUGGCAACAGAAAGACAUCCAAGCUCCUGACUGCCGAGGUAAACAUUUGUAUCGGGCAACGUAAUUUGCCGAUUUCGUUUACUGUAUUGCCCGAGGCGAAAGAUAACAGGACCCUUCUAGGUAUUGACUUUCUGGAAUCGUCGGGAAUAGUCUUAAACUUGCCUCAAAGAUGUUGGCAUUAUAUAGAUGAACCAGAAAGAGAACAUAAAAUUUUGCAGUUGUGUAACCAAAAAAUCCCGCUUAAAGCCGCAAAACUUUUGGAGGUGAGCCAAAGGAACCUCUAA
Messenger RNA from Arctia plantaginis, 1215 nucleotides. The record is from the annotation of a GenBank genome assembly. NCBI's taxonomy places the organism in Eukaryota, Metazoa, Arthropoda, Insecta, Lepidoptera, Erebidae.